Thelazia callipaeda (thelaziosis nematode) is the source of this 1113-nucleotide messenger RNA. The record is from the annotation of a GenBank genome assembly. NCBI's taxonomy places the organism in Eukaryota, Metazoa, Nematoda, Chromadorea, Rhabditida, Thelaziidae.
AUGGCUCGAAGAAAUCAUCGAAGAUCUAAAGUGACUCGAGUAAUUAACCUUCUUAAACGUAUUAUUGCCUUUUUUUUCUCGCAUGUUGGAUUAUGUGCUUUAGUGGUUGGAUAUGCUUUGCUAGGUGCAGUGGUAUUUCGAGCAGUUGAGGGGCCACAUGAAACUUUUAUUCAAAGCCAAGUCACAGCAGCAAGACAAAGAGCUGUAAAUAUCGCUUGGAAUGCUACUUUUAGGGUCAACAAAUUAGAUCGUGCACAUUGGGAACGUAUAGUUCAUGCACAAGUUCGGCGAUUUCAGCGAAAAUGCGUUUGGGCUAUUAAACGUGGAUACGAUGGUAAGGAAUAUGGUCUCUCAGCUCAGUGGACUUUUACAGGAGCUUUUCUCUAUUCCCUAACUGUAAUCACAACUAUCGGUUAUGGAAAUACAUCAGCUAAAACAUAUUUUGGAAAAACUCUUACGAUUUUAUUUGCUAUUAUCGGCAUACCUUUAAUGUUACUGUUUUUAACAAAUAUUGGCGAUGUUAUGGCAAAAGUUUUUCGAUUUUUCUAUGCUCGAUCUAUUCGUCUCAAAUAUCGGCUCAUUCUAUGGCAUAAACGGCGAAAAACUGCCAAACUUCGUAAUGCCAACUUUUUAGUUUCCAGAAUUUCUCGAGGUGUCAAGACAGAAUUAUCAAAUGAUUCAUUUGGACUUGGCUCGGAUGUGCAAGAUUUACUAACUGCUCGAGCACAAAUUGAACAACUUGAAGUAAAGGAAAGCGUUGAGGCGCAACUGCAACGUAUAUCCGUACCUCUGAGUCUGGUAUUCUUCACAAUGUUUGCAUAUUUGGUCGCUGGUUCCGUAUUAUUUUGUUUAUGGGAAGGAUGGACAUUUUUGGACAGUUUUUACUUUUGUUACAUCUCAUUAACAACUAUCGGUUUUGGUGACAAAUUCCCAGGUGCAUCGGUAGGAAAUGAUAAAGAUGCACAGAAGAAAUUAGUAAUAACGUCAGUUUAUCUCUUAUUUGGCAUGGCACUACUAGCAAUGUGCUUCAAUUUGGCACAAGAAGAAGUUGUCAAUAAGGUUAGUUGGUUAGCAAACAAAUUCAGAUCAAAAGAAGACGAAGAUUACGACUAG